Messenger RNA from Zophobas morio, 3807 nucleotides. RefSeq names its product ras GTPase-activating protein 1 (gene vap). Bases 204 to 2984 code for a protein of 926 amino acids. The record is from RefSeq and is a predicted model, not a curated record. NCBI's taxonomy places the organism in Eukaryota, Metazoa, Arthropoda, Insecta, Coleoptera, Tenebrionidae. The transcript has 7 exons. Gene Ontology annotation, biological process: regulation of GTPase activity. Gene Ontology annotation, molecular function: protein binding.
CGUGUCUCGUGAAUCCGGCAACGCCGCUUCCUGAGUCAUUCCAUUCGUCGGAAUUUGUCAAAAUCGUUGAAGUGUUCAUUCCCCUCGUCCACUCAUCACACAAAUAUCAAUAAACCAGCACGUCAGCGUUCACGAUGGUGUAGGUUAGUUCGGCGAGCACCGAAAGAGCCAUCGCCGAAGAGCUGGUUAUGUGAAGGCCCGAAAUGGCCGACCUGGUGCGCGCAGGGGGCCACGGGCCCGCCAAAGACAAGCUGGGCUCGCCCAGCACCGGAAGCGAGGACGGCAACGAGCAGGACGCCCAGGGGGCGGCCAAGGCGGAGCCCGACGAGGUGGACCUGGGGGACUCGGCGCCCUUCGCGCCCUCGGAGACGCUGUGGUACCACGGCCGCCUGGACCGCUACCAGGCGGAGGAGCGCCUCUGGCUGUCCAACAAACUGGGGAGUUACUUGGUGCGGGAGAGCGACCGCAAGCCGGGCUCCUACGUCCUGAGCUUCCUGGGCCGGACGGGGAUGAACCAUUUCAGGAUCACGGCGGUGUGCGGCGACUUCUACAUCGGGGGCAGGCAGUUCGUGAGUCUGAACGACCUGGUGGGGUACUACACGGAGAAGAGCGACCUGCUGAAGAGGGAGCGGCUGGUGCACCCGGUGCCGCCGCCGGAGCCCGUCAACGACAAGAAGCGGGUCGUGGCCAUCCUCCCCUACACCAAAAUGCCCGACACCGACGAGCUAACAUUCAAAAAAGGCGACAUCUUCUUCGUCCACAACGACAUGGGCAACGGUUGGCUCUGGGUCACCGCCCAUCGAACGGGCGAGCAGGGGAUGAUCUUCCGGGAGCUGGUGGAGGACCUGGACGACAGCAUCGACCCCAAUACCGUUUUCCCGUGGUUCCAUCCCAACUGUACAAAAAACGAAGCCGUGGAUUUGCUCGUCAAAGCCGGACCUGGAAGCUUCCUGGUGCGUCCCAGCGACAACUCUCCAGGUGACUACUCCCUAUUUUUCCACAUCAACAACCAAAUCCAGCGGUUCCGAAUCGAGAAAAAGGGGGUGCGCUACCUGAUGGGUGGACGCAUCUUUGAGUGUCUGGAUGCCGUCAUCAACAGGUACAGGAAGGAGCAAAUCGUGGAAGGGUACACGCUACAACAUCCCUUGGUGGUGGAUGGCAGCAAGCAGCUCGACUGGGUGCCCGACAACCCCAAGGUGAAGUCCGAGGCCGAGAAAAUCUACGCGACCUUGCGCGAAUGCCGGGACCAAGCCGGCUUGAAAAAAAUGCGCGGCAUCAAACACCAAGGCUUCCUCCACCGGAAGUCCGACAAGGCCGCCAAAAAGUGGAAGCUUUUGUACUUCGCUCUGGUCGUGGACGGUACCGACACGCAUUUGUACCUUUAUGAAAAUCCCAAGCGCACGAAGCCUAAAGGUCUGAUCGACUUGUCGUGCGCCUAUCUCUACCAGGUCCACGAUAGUCUGUGGGAGCGCCCCCAUUGUUUGCAAAUCGUCGAACGCGCUCUGCCGUGUUUGGCGACGGUCACGCACCUGGCGGCGCCAUCUAUCGAGGAGUGCCAAGGUUGGGUGAACGCCUUGAAGCCGCUGUGUGUCCCUCAGCUGAGCAGGGCGACGUGUAAAGUCCCCAGGUUGAGGGAGUUGAGGUGUUUGACGCUGCACGUGCUCGACGCACACAGGCUGCCAUUUAAACUAGUGCCACAACCGUACGUUACCACACAGUUCAAUAAUCAAGUGAGGAUCGCCCGGACGAGGGCUAAGUCCGGGCCUGACCCCGUUUGGGACGAGGAGUUUGUCUUUGACGAUGUGCCAUGUGAUGUAGUUUCGUUUACUUUAACUGUACAUAAUAAGGGAAAACGUGGGAAGGACACCGAAGUCGCGGAGCUCACCGUCGACUUGUCCACUCUGGGCAACGGGGAGGAGAAAGAAGAGUGGUAUACCUUAUCGGGAUUAACUCCCAUGGGAGAGUGGGGUUCGCUUAGACUAAGAACGCGGUAUCUGCACGACCUGGUGAUGCCCGCCGAAGAGUACAGCCCCCUGCAGCAGCUCCUCCUGCAGCCCGGCCUCGCUUCCGUCAAGACCCUCGCGGAGAUCUGCCACGCCGACCGAGCCCCUCUAGCCACCGCCCUCUUGCGCGUCUUCCGCGCCGAGGGCCGCGAGACCGAGCUCCUCAUCGAGCUCAACUCCGCCGAGAUCGAGCGCGAAACGGAAACCUCCACCCUCUUCCGCGCCGCCUCUUUGUCCACCACGCUGAUGGACCUCUACAUGCGCGCGGAAUGCCGGGGUUUCCUCCACGCCGCCGUCCUGGAAACCGUUCUGCGGUUGCUGGACAGCAAACAAAGCGCCGAAUUAAACCCGGCCAAGAUGGACUCGCUGGACGACGCCUGCAACAACGCCGAGUUCCUGCUCCAGGUGCUGGAUCAAGUGGCCUUGAGCAUCUUCAUGUCUGCGGACGCGUGCCCCAAGUCGGUGCGCUACAUCUGCGGGUGUUUGCAGAAGUCGGUCAGCGGGAAAUGGCCAGACGAGCGCCUCGUGAGAGCCCGGGUGGUCUCGGGGUUCAUUUUUCUGAGGUUGUUGUGUCCUGCGUUGCUCAAUCCGAGACAGUUCGGGCUGGUGAGCGAGCAGCCGUCGCCGUCGGCGACGAGGAGUCUGGUCAUGGUGGCGAAGUGUCUGCAGAAUUUAGCCAACCUGGUGGAAUUCGGAGGAAAGGAGCCGUACAUGGAGGUGGUGAACCCGUUCAUUUUGAAGAAUAAAGAGAGGAUGGUGGUGUUUUUGGACCACUUGUCCAACGUGCCGGACCCCGGGGAGCCCCGCAUCACAAGCAAACCUGAUACUGCCAAAGAAUUAGCGACUCUACAUCAUAUCUGCGUAGCGCAUCUGACCGAGUUGCAAGCGGUCGCCAAAGUGAAUACCAACAUUAAAACUUUAGUCACAGUCACGGAGAUGUUGGCCACACAUAAACAAAAGUAUCUCGAGAUGAUAAGAUAGUAGUGAGGUUAGAAUUGCAUUUAUUUCUCUGUAUUGUAGGGUUUUGAGUUUGAAGGGGUUAUCCAAAAUUAGCAUUUAUUUUGUACUUAUUCGUGAUCCGUUGUUAGGUUUUUUCUCGGGGAUGAUUCCGUGUGAUGGCAUUUAUUUGUUGAAUUUUGGUAGAUUACGCCUUGUCCUGUGUAAAAAAGAACACCACAUUUUUUUAGUAGGACGGUGUGUACACAUAGGUCGAUUAGUAUGUGAUGUGCUCUUUAGAAAUCAAAAUCUAGACUGUAUUAUUUUUUAUUACAAGACUGUCAUUAAAAAGAAAGUAAAUUCUAAGUCAGUAGAUCGCCUAACUUAGUAGAACAGUUAUUAACCUAUUUCUGUGUCAAAUUUUUAUCCAGCAGUUUGUAUUUAUUUAUCCACUUGUAGUACACGCGUAGCCUCAUUGAAUCCUAAAUGGGGCUAACUGUGUAUCGUACUAUUUACAUCAUUCUAAGUUGACUGAGACGAGAGUAUGUAUUUUACGCUUUUGUCCAGAGUUAAAUUCUGCGCUCUCUAUUUUAUAAACGAACCAUGACCGAAGCACAGAAUUUAAUCAACACACUUUAGGAUAAGUGUUAAAUCGAAAAUUAUACUGUUUUAGCCAAAAUUAAGCCAAAAUUGCCCUUAGCAACAAGCAAUUCUUUACACGAUAGAUUCAUAAGUCUAAAAUAUCUCAGGUGAUAAGUGUGACUCUAUAAUUUUCAAUUUAACAUCACUGAAUGUAGACCACUGUAUACUAUCUCUUUCAUUGAUAUUUAUAUGUACUUUUAUAUUAAAAUUUUAUCCAUUCACUUGA